UUUUGGGAAGGUUGAUCACUCAGAGAACUUACUGUAUCUCUGAGUAUCUGUAGGCUCUCCUGUGUAACCUCCUUUCCUUCCUAACUAGGGCCAUUCACCUACAGGCUCGAAUGCGCUACUUCUAGAGCUUCCUCUGAUGUUGGUCCUGAACUGGGAGUGUCUGACCAAACUUGAAUAAGGGCUGCCAAAGGGCGUUGGAAACUUUGGAAACUGGCAACAGUGACAGCAUUUUUGCUCUGCUUAGAAUACACCCAGAAACAUCAAAAAUAAGUCGGGAGCGGGGAUGGAAAGUAAAACAUUAAAGUGCUAUGGAAAAGCGUCAAUAAUAUAAAUUGACUUUAGUUUUCUUUAUAGAAAUAAGUUUACGGCGAAAGUUUCUAAGAAAUCGAGGUACAGUUCAUUUUUUUGGUUGACGCUUACCCGCCUUGCUCUCACUAGGUCUCCUGUCUUCCAAGCCGAGAACUCUCCCAAAAUGCUUUCGGGUCGAGGGGGCGGGCUUCCUCAGAGCAAAGAGAGCAGAGAAGGCCCUGCCAGCUGGGACUUCCUGUAUUCCGCCACCACAACCCGCCACCCAAAACCCCACUUCCCACGUCCUUGAUUUUAGAGACUUUCUGGGAGGGCAUGACUUCAGGGAACAUCACUCCUGGCCAGCUCACGGAAGCAUAGUCGUAAAUCUUCGGUCGUAUUCCUGACUCAGAAUGGGUGCGGAGCCGGCGGGGACGGAAACCGAGAUGCAAAUGCCGACGCAACCAGCGCAACCGCGGACGGCGCGCGGCGAGAACCCGCUUCUAGCCCCGAGCCUGGGGUGCCGGUGGGCUCAGGAGGCGGGAACGACACUGACAAAGGCCGAAUCGUUCGUGGGAGAUUUUCUACCAAGAACUGUUACCCUUUCCCCGUGCAAUCGGUUCCCACUCAAAACGUUGCGGAAAGGACUUGCCCUCUGCUGUCCCUUUCGAUUGGCCCGGGACUGGACUAAGCCCGGAGCAGCAACGGAGUGGAGCUCCGGCGCCCCAGCCUCUGCGCACCCUCUCCCAGCUCGGCGGCCCUCGGCCCUCGGCCCUCGUCACCAAUUCCUAGGUAGAAAAGCGCGCGGCCAGAGGGCACUCCUCUCGGUGUCCGGAAACAAGUGUUUUCCGCUCAGCCAUGGCGGCUUCCCCAGUGGAACGGAGCGAAAGGGCGCUUGGGCGACCCCGCGACUUCCACCAGACCACUGGCCCGGAGCACCGGCGGGAAGGCGGCCAAACGCGGGCCUAGGGCUCCUCCCGCGCUUCCGGGCGCGCGGGGAACUGCAGCUGGCGCACCACUGCCAGCCAUGCGCUUUGCCCCAGAGCGCUUGUAGAAGGAGGAGGUCGGCACACCUGCUGUUCCUGGUUACCCCCGCUCCCAUUUCCUUCCUAGAAGGCAGAUUCUCUCCAUCUCAACCCGUUCCGAGGCUCCUACUUGCUCUUUUCCCCCCUCCCCCGCCACAGCCCCACCCCUUCCCGAGUAACAGGCGACCUUAGGGUCACAGCAGGGUGGGUACUAACUAGCAAGCAGUUAGCAUGGACUGUGACAAUCCAGGGCUCAUAGGAUCACGUUUCCAAAAGCUCCAAGGAAAGGAACUUCCCUUGACUAUGCCCAGAAGGAUCAACUUACUCUGUGUUUGUGAUCAGAGAAGCUGCCUUAUGUAACCUAAGCAUGUCCUUGCCUUUGUUUUUGAUUUUCUUUUAUUUUUUUCAUACCUUGAGAAGUCAAAGAAACAAGAUUUGUAGUACUGCGUAGUUUAACAAUUGUUUCUCUUCUACAAGAUAAUAUAUUUUAUUUAUUUUCUAAAAUAGUGAAAAUGUUGGUGUAAUACAUAUAAUAAAAUACAUAUUAAUUGAUGGAUUAAAUUUACAAGACAGUACGUAGUAUUGAAUUUCUACUUAUAAUCUUCUUUUGUUAUAAAAAUAAGAAAACUUUUCUAAGAGAGAGAGAUGUAUACAUAUACACUCACAUGUAUAAACUUAUGAAAACAGUACGUUUCAAAUUCACAGUACAUGGCAAAUUCAGUCAAUAUUUCUAAUGUAAGUUUUAAAAUAAAAGAAAAAUAAUGUCCUUUCUCUCUCUUAAAAACUGUGUUGGAAAUCAACUACAGCAAUUGAUUACAAACCAUACUCAACAUAUUUAUUCACAAAUAAACUCAGAAAAAAAAUGUAUUGGUAGCUAAAUAAUUUAUAUUUCCUAUAAAUCUCAUCGCUUACAACAACUUUUAAAAGGUGCCUUGACAAGCCAAAUAUGUUCUUGAAUAUUUGAACAGAUUGUCUUAAAAUGUAGAUUUUUUUCCUGCCAUCAUUGGUGAUUAUCAUGGAAAACAGAUGCAAAUAGCAUCUGCUUCCGUGGCAGAUGCCAGGGUGGUGCUGGCAUUCUUAAAAUGUCCACAGAGUCUGUCUGGACAGUGAUUAGCAUUUUUUGGGCCCAUCCAUGCUGUGUCAAGCUCUGCAGCAGUAGUAGGGAUAAUUGACUUUUAUGAUUAUUAAUUACAGUGACAGUACUAAAAUAUAACAAUGAUCUUAUUGUCCCUUCAAAUUAUAUUUAAACAUUUCCCAAUUACCUUUACACUAACUAUAGUCAAUGAACAAGAAAAUUUAGGAGGAACAGAUAAAAAUAUGUACAUUUUUAGUGAUUUGUCCCAUUCCUCUAGCUGUAUUUGUCAGAAAUAAAAAAACAUUUAUU
Molecule: messenger RNA, 2694 nt
Organism: Sapajus apella (tufted capuchin)
Lineage: Eukaryota; Metazoa; Chordata; Mammalia; Primates; Cebidae
Exons: 2
Coding region: 699-1502 (267 amino acids)
Source: RefSeq, a predicted model, not a curated record